AUGCUGCCACGCACCAUACAGAGCCUGAGCGUCGGGUGUUGCGUGGGGGUGGGAAUGGCGAUGCUGCCAGCGGCCUACGCAGGCGAGCUCUUCCCCUGGCACCCUUUGCUGAUUUCUAUAGGCUUCCUGGCUUUGAUGACGGAGGGCAUCAUGACGGCGGUACGGUUCCGCCCCAACGAGGGCACCACCCGCGUGGCUGCCAUCACCAACCACGCCCUCAUCCAGGCAGCAGCCACCGCAUGCGUGACGCUGGGCUUCUAUGCGAUUUACCACAGCAAGGCGGGUGACUUGAAGGGCAAGCAGCAUUUCACUUCGCUGCACGGCAAGGUCGGGCUGGUGACCUUCCUGCUGGCGCUGGCUUCGCCGCUGCUGGGGGUGCUCAGCUUCCGCCGCCUGGGCCUCAUCCAGAAGUUCCCCCAGGACUGGCACCCACGCCUCAAGUGGCUCCACCGCCUGGUGUCUGCCUAUGCCUACAUCCUGGGCAUGGUGACAAUACAGCUGGCGCUGCCCCAUGCGGCAGUCUUCACGGGCAUGUGGUGCCGGCUGUGGCAGGCGGGUGUGGCUGCUCUGGCCGGCUGCAUGCUUUUCACGCUGCGGGGGCGCAUCAGCGGGCGCACCGUGCUGCCGUCGUCGGCAGGCACGGUGGCUGCCGCAUUUCAGGGGCCCAAGGACCACUGAGUUGGGCAUGCCACCCAUAAAUCUGUCAUGUAUAACUGCACACUGUGAAUUUCAACGGAAUUGUUGAAACGUGUACUGCACUCACUUUA
Messenger RNA from Chlorella variabilis, 767 nucleotides. RefSeq lists its product as hypothetical. The coding region runs from base 1 to 678 and encodes 225 amino acids. The transcript is spliced from 5 exons. The record is from RefSeq and is a predicted model, not a curated record. Gene Ontology annotation, molecular function: transmembrane monodehydroascorbate reductase activity. Lineage: Eukaryota; Viridiplantae; Chlorophyta; Trebouxiophyceae; Chlorellales; Chlorellaceae.